GGAGCGUGUGGAACAGGAGUCAUUACACUUAACCAAAAAAUGGAUAAAGACAAAAGAAAACGCUCAAAAAACUUCAGUGAAUUUGAGAAGACCCUUUUUAAACAAAUUGUAUCAAACUAUCCUGUAAUUGAAAACAAACAGCAUGAUUCAGGUACAGAAAACAAGAAGAAGAAAGCAUGGAUUUCCAUAUUGAAUGAAUUCAACUCAAAUGAAAAAGUAACCAAACGGACACUCCAACAAGUUCAGGUCCUGUGGAAAAACAUAAAAAUAAACCUGAAAAAAACAACUGCUGCUACGCGUCAAGAGCGUUUCAAGACAGGUGGGGGACUUCCAGUUCCACCAGACACAGAGGAGUUGGGGGACUUGUUGGCUGGGAUUAUUGAAAGUCAGCAACCCCUGGAAGGUAUUCCAGAUGAUGACCAUUUGGACAGUUCAGAUGACCUGAUCUUCACCCAGGACUUGGGGGGCGCAGGGAACAGUCAAGAGGCUCAAAUGAAUCCAUCAGCAGCCAGCACCAACAUGCAGCAGCAUCCAGUCUCCUGCGGUAGCAUUAGUCAGCAUCCAGCAGUCUCUAAUCCAGGCAGCAGGUCAAGAGGGAAAAGGAUGACCAUUCAUGAGAAACUUGCCAUAGAGUUCCAUGAAUGUAAAUUAAAAUAUUUAAAAGAAGAACAUGAAGUCAAAAUGAAAAUUCUUCAUCUUGAGUUGUCUAUGAAAGAGAGAGAGAUGAAGCAGCAGCAGUGUCAAUUGUCUUUGGAACCAAACCUCAGUUAA
This is a messenger RNA of Polypterus senegalus (gray bichir), 771 nucleotides long. RefSeq lists its product as uncharacterized. Bases 40 to 771 code for a protein of 243 amino acids. The transcript is spliced from 3 exons. The record is from RefSeq and is a predicted model, not a curated record. Lineage: Eukaryota; Metazoa; Chordata; Cladistia; Polypteriformes; Polypteridae.